UUAGGAUGCAGCCGUGCCACGUGACCCACGCAAUGGACAUCUCCAAGGAUUCCCAGCGGUUGUGGAUUUUAAUAGUCAAUGCAGCCUUCAAGUCGUGGCGUGACACUCCACGGGGCGUGUUCUGACAAGCAACGGAAUGCCUUUUGAAAGCAUCGCGGCGGUCACGGUGAGCUCCGCCUACGUUCCACGUGCUCGCCUUCGCCUCUCCCUGGUCUCCGAGCCGCGCGCUCGAACAUUUUUGCAUAAAAUGUGUGUCAGUAGGGCAGCGAUCUCUCCGGCACAUGCAGAGCGCACAUGCACUCGGCGGCUGUUUAUUGCGCACGAAUAAGCGCAUCUAAUACCCCAUUCUCAAAUGAAAGUGCGCGGUGUUUCACUAAAGAGGGGCCACGCGAGACCAAAAGAAUCCCACGCCUUCUCACUAGGGUCCCUCAGUGGCACUACCCGAGUCACCUGAGCGGGACGGAUGUGGGUGUGAGAGGUGUGUGCUGUGUUAUCGGUAGGGUGGGGUGCUCAAGUUCUGACAGUCCGUCCCUGUACACACUAGUGGCAAGCUUUACUCUUCACUGUGGGCUCCAACGCAGCGCGCGUGCCAGACCGAAGACGUUAUUACACCGGGAAAGAUCUAGAUAGAUAGUAGGAACUGCAGAAAGAUCUGCGCACCUGCCAGAGCACGGGCUUUAAUUCUACACUCAUCUCCUCUUUUGUAUGCAUUACUCGUUUUUUUUCCCUGUGCAUUGGUAUUUAUGACUUUCUCACCGGUUUCCACUCAUCUUUCACCUGAUUCUACAUUUUGCACUUAUUGAGAAUCUGAGGGGAAAUUAAAGACUGUGAUCCACAAAAAAGAUUGAAGACAUAUCAAGGAUGGACAGCAACCCUGGAGGUGUUAUAUUAUAUGCUGGCUCCAGUGGCAGUGCUAGCCCAAGCCCAAGCCCAGGAAGCCCAUCCAGUGGCUACCAGACCCAGUCACCCUCCACACAUUCACAACCAUCAUCCCCAGAGGAGGUCACCUUCACUGAGAUUGGUGCUCUGAAACAACAUGGCAGCAGUGGGACUCCAUCCUCUCCCAAACUGGUCUUUCAGUUCCCAGAGAUCUACAGCAGCUCAACAGCAUCCUCCAACCAGAAUACUUACUCUCACCCUAUCGCAGGAAAAAGGCCAUGUGGCUUUACUGGCACCUUUACCAAAGCAGGAGGUAUGGUCCUACUCUGUAAAGUCUGCGGUGACAUCGCAUCAGGCUUCCAUUAUGGAGUUCAUGCCUGUGAGGGCUGCAAGGGUUUCUUUCGACGCAGCAUUCAGCAGAACAUUAACUACAAGAUGUGCAUGAAGAACGAGAAUUGCCUGAUCAUGCGCAUGAACCGAAACCGUUGCCAGCACUGCCGCUUCAAGAAGUGUCUGGCCGUGGGCAUGUCCCGUGAUGCUGUACGCUUUGGCCGCAUCCCUAAACGUGAAAAACAGAGGCUUCUGGAUGAAAUGCAGAGCUACAUGAACAGCCUGAAUGAAUCAGCCAGCUUAAACAUGACCUCCUCCUCUCCUUGUGAACCCCCAACCAGCCCUAUGGAGAUCCAGCCUAAAGAAACGAUUGGCUCAAUGGCAAAAGCCUAUCAGGACAUCUUCCCAAGUGCUCCCGAAUGCCUUACCAAGAGGGCAGCUGGAAUCAGCAGCGGCAGCAGUGUGCCAACUCCCUUUCAGAGCAUCACCCCUCAGGAAAACAGUUUUUCCCAUUUCAGUACUUCUGCAACAUAUCACUCUGGAGUAACAGUGGGUUACACAGUAGCAGGUCUCUGCCCUGGACAACAAAUGCCCAGUGACAACAAAUGCCCAAUAUCCUCAGUGGAUAACGGUCACUAUCAAAACCAUGCUCCGUCUAAUCAAAUCUCAUGCCAAUCACCAGUUAACCCAUCUCCACAGGCCAAUUAUGCCAGUAGUUAUGCAGCUGGGGAGAUGCAGGCUCAGACCUCAUGCCCAUGGAAGAUGGUCACAGGCUCCAAAGUUCUGGCCUGCCCUCUGAAUGCAUGCCCAGUUUCAGCGCCAGGCGUCUCAAGCCAGCAGGUGUGGGAGUCUUUCUCUCAGUGUUUCACCCCUGCAGUGCGGGAGGUGGUGGAGUUUGCCAAGGGCAUCCCAGGGUUUCAGGACCUCUGCCAGCAUGACCAGAUCAUGUUGCUCAAAGCGGGCACUUUUCAGGUGCUGAUGGUGAGGUUCUGCUCACUGUUUAAUCCAAAGGACAGAACAGUGACAUUUUUAAAUGGGCAUGCCUACCCUCUGCCCACUCUGAGGACGCUAGGUAUGGGCUCGCUGCUGGAUGCCAUGUUUGACUUCUCUGAGAAACUGGCCUCCCUCAGUCUGGAAUCUGAUGAGAUGGCACUUUUUAUGGCAGUGGUCCUAGUCUCUGCAGACCGAACAGGUGUUUCAGACACGGCAGCUGUGGAGCAGUUACAGGAGAGUCUGAUUCGGGCACUGCGAGCUUUGGUUUACCGUCGCCAUCCUGAAGACAGUGCACUUUUCCCUAAGCUGUUGCUACGCCUGCCGGACCUGCGAACCCUCAACACCUUGCAUUCUGACAAGCUACUGAAUUUCCACAUCGACCCAUGAGCGACUAGCAAACCAUCAGCUGCCUGGUGCAUGACUGGGCAUUAAGAGGAUGAAUUCCCAAUUAGCAGAGGAAAACAAAAGUGGAUUCAUGCAAGGAACAUUUCACCAUUUUUGUUAUCAACUCACUCAAACAGUAAGAACAAUUGGGUGAACAUGGAUUUGGAAUAAUAGUCUUGAUCAGAGACAAGAUUUACUCUUCUUUCUAUUUAUUCACACAAUUCCCAAGACUCUCAGCAUACCUGAAAGCACCUCGGAAACAUUUCCAACUAACAUGACUUUUAAAAAGGCAGUUUCCUAUUCAUAUCAUGACUAUCAGCUAUUGUAUUAAACAAGGAACCUAAAUAAUGUUGGUGUCCUCUUUGGAAAAUGUAUCAUGUUUUUUUUUUCUAGUGCAACCUGCAACCAAGACCACAAAUAAGAAUAAGGAAUAAAGCAGCAUAGGGACUAUUUAAACAUGUACAUCAACAUGUAAAUGAAUUGCCAUGUACAGAACAUAAAUAAUACAGUAAUUAAUUCACAUCAUAUAGGUUUUUCCAGUUGUUUAACAUGUAUGUACCAUCAGUGUUAAUGUAAUAUUAAAUAGCAAGAUGAAUUUCAAUUGUAUCAAUAAGCACAAGAACUCUGGUUAGUUAUAUCAAAUUUUAAAAGAAAUAUUAUAAUAUUAUUCUUUCAUCCAGGCAAAUUGUAACCAAGUUGAUCAUUUCUGUUCUUAGUCCAUUGUCUUGCACUCUACUCCACUGUUUUAUCUCAAGAGACACAACCAGCAGCCACAGUAACCCAAGCAUGUGUUGUAGUUGCUUGUUUUUUUUUCUGUUUCAUUGCUGUAAAUAUUGUAUGGCUGCAGGUAUGCGUGACCGAGACAAAUUAAUAUACAUCAAAGGAAUAUAUAUAUAUGAGAGAAUAAGAUGUUGAAAGAGACGUUGGGUGCCUUCUGAAGAAACGUUGUGGCUAACGUGUGGUUGUAGAAAAGAACCCUCACCAGGUGUGCCGAGGAUGUAAUGAGCGAUCAGAUUACACCAGCAGAGUUCUCCAAUAGCCCUUUAAUGAGAGUUAGAGGUCUUAUCACGACAUGUUAACUGGAGCGCACAAGAUGCUUGAAAAUAACAUGUGAUGUAAUCAUGCUAAUGUAUAUUUUGUAAAUGAUAUCCUUCCAUACAGAUCAAGAUAAAUAUGAGAUUAUGUACAGUA
Molecule: messenger RNA, 3777 nt
Organism: Silurus meridionalis
Lineage: Eukaryota; Metazoa; Chordata; Actinopteri; Siluriformes; Siluridae
Gene: nr1d4a
Product: nuclear receptor subfamily 1, group D, member 4a
Exons: 8
Coding region: 862-2589 (575 amino acids)
Biological process (GO): positive regulation of transcription by RNA polymerase II; negative regulation of transcription by RNA polymerase II; hormone-mediated signaling pathway
Molecular function (GO): zinc ion binding; nuclear receptor activity; RNA polymerase II cis-regulatory region sequence-specific DNA binding
Source: RefSeq, a predicted model, not a curated record